Paramormyrops kingsleyae is the source of this 3114-nucleotide messenger RNA. RefSeq lists its product as uncharacterized. Lineage: Eukaryota; Metazoa; Chordata; Actinopteri; Osteoglossiformes; Mormyridae. Gene Ontology annotation, molecular function: RNA polymerase II transcription regulatory region sequence-specific DNA binding; DNA-binding transcription factor activity, RNA polymerase II-specific. The record is from RefSeq and is a predicted model, not a curated record. Gene Ontology annotation, cellular component: nucleus. Gene Ontology annotation, biological process: regulation of transcription by RNA polymerase II; embryo development.
UGUAUGUCAGAUGGCCGCUCCCGGAUUGCAAUCUGUCAGACAAUAAACCGGUGAUUUGCAACUUCUCACCGUGUCAGCUGUGAAUCUCUUCUCAUCCACGGACCCGGUGGAGACGCCAUGCUCCAACACCACUCAGCCUAUACAGUUGUACGAGCCCGCUCGAACAUUAUCAGUGUGUAUGUUGAGGGAAGUAAACUGCUGAAUGAUUGAUUGUUUAAUGUACAUGUAGAAGAACGAAUGUGUUUAUCUGCGUGUGUUAAGUAAUUGUUUCGAAGCGAAUCGACACAAAUGUUUUAAAGUAAUUGUAUGUGUAAAAUUGGAAUAAGUGCGAGUGGAGUGCGAAGGGCGCAUGCGUCAUACAGAGAAUUCCACACAGAUCACCACAUACAGUCCCGUUUAACAAGUGUUUUUAUGUGCUUGUGUUUCAGUGUUUUCUGUGAAGUAAAAAUCAUCACGUUAUUGGAAAAGAACCAUAUGCAUGCCUGUAAUUUAUUCAUCUUGUGUGUAACACCUACUCCCUUGCAGAAAAAGGCUCCGCGCGUCAUAAUAUUGCGACUGAAGGGACCUUCGGGGCAGAAGGGAGUUGGUAGCAGUUACGUAUUUUUGUGUUCACAGAAAGAGUGUUACCUCAAACGGGAAGGCUGUUUAAUAUUGUGCUUAUAGCUUAAAGAACGACGAUAGUCCUCCAGUGACCGGCCAGUUCGCUAGGCAGCACAACAAGCGGGUGGUGGAUUUCUCGGUUUGCAUGACGGUUUUAUACAGACAAGAUAGCCCACUUGUAGUUCAAUUGUUAUCAGUAACACAAUGAUUGGAUAAAUUGCAAUUGAUGAUAUUAAGUUGCAUGACGCAGAUAGUGGGAUAAUUGACAGUUUACUCUAACUAGUUUGCAGCUUUUGACUAGGACCGUUCUGCAUUUUUUUGUUAACUGAAAACCGGUGUUUCGCAAAUUAAAAGGCCGAUCAUGGACCCCGGCGUGCUGUUUUUAAAAUACGAGCUGGCCUCCACUAUCGAGCAAGCCAUCAGGUGCGCGGUGGAGACCGUGCUGCAGGAAACCGCGAAGGUGGUGGACGUCCGGCUGGCUGAGGCUCGGAGCGCCGCCGCGGAGUCUCACCGGGAGAACCGCAGCUUGAGGGAGAGGCUGGAGAUGACGGAAAGCGAGCUGAAGGCUGUGCGCUUCUACAUGUCGGCCGCGGAGAGGAACAUCAAGCAGUGCCUGCUUCUCAACCGGGACCGACCGCAUUCACCCAUUACGGACCGUACGCGCGCGGAAGAUCCCCUCGAAGGGGUACGGAGCGGGUCCCCUGAUCCGCUUUCCGGUACCGACGCUUCUCGCAGUGUUGUUCUCUGUUUACCGACAGUUCAAUCGGGAUGGACCAGACCCGGGAAUAACCGGAGGAGAGUUGGAUCACAAACGGAUGCAUCUUCGAUGCCGUGCCUGGGUCAGAGCUCCCGUCCACAAACACAACUUUUGAGAACUGGAGAUGAUCAGAGUAAUGAGUUGUAUUCCGCAGCAGAGGAGGGCGUAGAAGAAGGUUACACUGGAACAAAACAGAGAACUGCAGGUUUCCACCAGCUGGAGGCGACAGAGACCCCCAGAUUUCAGUUUGAGAAAAGUUCACCGGCAGCCAGCCAUGUGAGUGAGCUCAGCUUGAUCCAGGUGCUGGAUGAUGGGGUCAUUAAAGUGGAAGAUGAGUCUUGUUGUGAGCCGGAUCUGGUUAGGGCGGACUCAGACCAGGCCCCACAACUCGUCCUGCCUCUUCCCACGGCUGCCGAUACUCAGUCCGUAGAGCAUCCUGAGCCAGCAGAAGCUCAGCUGGUUCUGCACGGGCUCCCCCAGAGCCCGGACAAGGUGCAUCUCUGCAGCGUGUGCGGACGUGGCUUCCGCCGCUUCUACAACCUAAAGACACACCAGCGCAUCCACACGGGCGAGCGGCCCUACCCCUGCCGCUACUGCGAGAAGCGCUUCCGCCACCUGGACAGCCUGCACAAGCACCAGCGCAUCCACACGGGCGAGAGACCUUACCGCUGUGCGCAGUGUGGCUGCUGCUUCCGCGAGCUGGGCCACCUCAAGAAGCACCGGCUGACCCACGCCAAUGUGCCACCUGUUCUGCCUGACCCCGCCCACAACCUACAUGACCCCGCCCACGGCCUACAUGACCCCUCCCACUUCCCACCUUACCCCAUCCAUGCCCCACCCCCUGUCUCUAGUGGCCACGUCUGGCCACAUGUAGCCUCUCAGCCCCCUAACUUGAUCUAACCAUUACAGAUGGCGUGACCUUUCGAAAUUCCACUGCUUCUGAAUUCUGCUGUGUCAGGGGAGUCCAGAUCUGCUGGUCUUAGAACACAUACCAUAGCAUUAACGAUUGUUAGCUAGAAGAGCCAGGUGAUGAGACUUCAUGUUACUUCAAGCAAAGCGAUACACUGGAAACAUCUAGAUCUCUGGACCUCUGUGACCAGACUUGGGAACAUAAUGCAAUUCUUUGUAUUCCCGUUAGGUCUUCUGUUUUUCGGAGGGGGAUGUCACCUCUCCUCAUUUCAUGGUGCAUGACAUCAAUCAGUCAGCAGGGGCUACCUAAGAGGGUAAGCUGAGGGACGGCCUCAGGCAGCUCACGAAAAUGCAUUUUUGAAUUGCUGUUGCAGAGUAGGAAGUGCAUACAAUUGGCCUAUUGUUAUCUGGAUGUAUAAUUUGUACUAAAAGUUCUGCAAAACAUUUAUUUUAGAUAUCCAUAGAGCUUAUAGGAUGCUAACAGAUUUAGCCAUGGAAAUGGAAGUUCAAGCUGUGAAAGAAAAAAAGAAACACUCAUAUGCUUGCAAAGCUUGUGAAUCUUUUCUCAACAUGCCCAGCAAAAUUCACCCUUACAAAAGGAAGAAGGAUGACAUUUUCGAUCAGGAAACUAUAAGAGAAUAUCAUUCAAGGCUUCUCGGCUAAGAUCAAUCAGAGAUGCAUGGUCAAGGAUAAUUCUGCUAAUAUUGACAGUCUUUGUGACUCUCAACUCCAUUCACAGCAACGGUGUAGCGCUCCAAAAAGAGAAUGAAAAUCUGAAGAAGGCGAAUGCAGAAAUGAAAAUUAAGAUAGAUGACUUGGAAGUGAUUAAUAAAUGACCAAGAAAAUCA